AGAAAUUAGCUUAGGAAAGCAAAGUUGGCUUUGGGAGUUCCUGUUUGCUUUAAUGACCCAUGUGACAGGAUACUUCCUUAUCAUCUAGAGUACAGAACUUUCCCUGGAUGUUGCAGUUUUUCAGAAGCGAGGUUUGGUACUAAAUUGCUUCAAGAGUGUCAGUUCUUCUCCGCAUCUUCCAAACUGAAGAAAAAUAUGCAAUUUCAGCUAUGUCGGCCUUACCUAUUCUAAUCCUGCUCUCCAUCGUUCAGCCUUCACUUCAGCUGGAUUCUUCUAUAUUUUCCAUAUACAAUGAAGAGCAUAAGGUGUGCUUACAAGCUCAGAUUUCUGGAGCCAUCGUGACUGCCCCUUGUAAAGAUAAUAAUGACUUACAGAAAUUUAGGUGGAUUUCUUUACACCAGUUAGUAAAUGUUGGCGUUAAACAGUGCCUGGGGGCAACUGCUAAAAAGGACAUGGCAGUCGUCACUACUUACUCUUGUGAUGGGACGAGCGAUCUUCAGAAAUGGGAAUGUAAAAAUGAUACACUUUUUGGAAUCCAAGGAGAUACCCUGCACUUGAAUUAUGGCAACGUGCAACAUAAAGUUAUCCUUUACAAAGGAACUGGACUGUGGAGUAGAUGGAAGGUGUAUGGAACAACGGAUGACCUGUGCACUAAGGCCUAUGAAGAUGUAUACACGUUACUUGGGAAUGCAAAUGGUCAGCCAUGUGUAUUCCCCUUUAAAUUUCAAACUAAAUGGCAUGCAGACUGCACAUUGGAAGGAAGAUCCGACGGGAGGCGGUGGUGUUCGACAACUUCAGAUUACAACAAAGACAAGUUAUACGGGUUCUGCCCAUCUACAUCUAUUAGUGAUACGUGGUGGACUACAGAUUCAGUUACAGGAGUCCAUUACCAGAUAAACAACCAGGCAGCGCUCACUUGGUUUCAGGCACGGAAGAGCUGUUUACAACAGGAAUCUGAAUUAUUAAGCAUCACUGAGAUCCACGAGCAAACGUUUCUCACAGGCUUAACCAAUACAAUGACUACAUCUCUCUGGACUGGACUUAAUAGUUUGAAUUUCAAUGCAGGCUGGCAGUGGAGUGGUGGAAGUCCAUUUCGUUAUCUAAAUUGGGUUCCAGGAAAUCCUUCAUCUGAACCUGGGAUAAAUUGUGUGACACUAAAUACAGGAAAGAAUGGAAAGUGGGAGAACAAAGAAUGCAAUCAGAAACUGGGAUACAUAUGCAAGAAAGGCAGCAUUACAUCCAGCACAUUUGUAAUGCCCUCUGAAAGUGACAGUCCAAUCAGCUGCCCACCAUCAUGGCUGCCUUAUGCUGGUAAUUGUUACACCGUGAAGAAAGAGAACAAAAUCUGGAAGGAAGCGUUGUCUUCAUGCAGAAAAGAGGAAGGAGAUCUGGCGAGUUUCCACAAUGUUGAAGAAUUAAGUUUCAUCUCCUCUCAGUUUGAAUUUGAGCAAACAACAAAGGUUUGGAUUGGACUGAAUGAUCAAAAAAGUCACAUGUACUUUGAAUGGAGCGACGGAACUCCGGUGUCAUAUACCGUGUGGCUAAGGGGAGAACCAUCUCACCGUGACAAUAAGCAGGAAGACUGCGUUGCAUUUGACCCCAAGAGUGGUCAUUGGUCAGAUGACAUGUGUGAAAUGAAAUUUCAGUAUAUCUGUAAAAGAAAACCGUUGCCUUUUGAACCUGGACAAGUGGAUAUCAUUGAUAAAGGAUGUAAAAAGGGUUGGAAAAGACAUGGCUAUUAUUGUUAUCUUAUAAGUGAUACAUCAGAAUCAUUUACAGAAGCUAAUCAAACCUGCAUUGGCCAUGGAGCCUACCUUGUAACCGUUGAAGACAGGUUUGAACAAGCUUAUCUCACAAGUCUAAUAGGGCUGAGGCCUGAAAAGCAAUUUUGGACGGGACUUACAGACUCAGACGAGAGAGGCGUCUAUAAGUGGACUAAUGGAGAAAGGGUUUUAUUUACUCACUGGAAUUCUGAAAUGCCUGGAAGAAGACGAGGCUGUGUUGUCAUGAGAACUGGAAACAAAGGGGGAUUAUGGGAUGUUAUAACCUGUGAAGAGAAAGCAAAAUUUGUCUGCAAACAGUGGGCAGAAGGAGUAACGCCUCCUCCAAUUCCGACAACGACGCCAGAGCCCAAGUGCCCAACUGAUUGGAAGACAUCCCCUGAAAUUGGUUCAUGUUAUAAACAUUUUUCUAGAGGAGAAGAAGAAAAGAGGACAUGGUUUGAAUCCAGAAGUUUUUGCAAAGCAAUUGGUGGUGACUUAGUCAGCAUCAACAGCAAAGAAGAAGAAACCAUACUUUCACAAUUGCUGGUGAAUUACAGGUAUUAUAACCAGAUUUUCUGGAUAGGACUCCAAACAUCAGAUCCAGAAGAAGGCUUCGAAUGGGUAGAUGGCUCAGCCUUAUCUUAUGAAAACUGGGCGUAUGGGGAACCCAACAAUCACCAAGGCAUCGAGUUAUGUGGAGAAUUGCACGUUAGUUAUCGUCUUUCAUGGAACGACAGGCAUUGUGAAUCCUCUGCAGACUGGAUUUGUGAGCUCAAAAAAGGUGCACCUUUACAACCAGAACCAACAAAGUCUUCGGUUCCAGAGUAUGAAUUGACAAGUGAUGGCUGGAUUGCAAAUAAAGACAACCAGUAUUUUAUUAGUACGGAGAUUGUGGCCAUGGAUAAAGCAAGGGAAUUUUGCAAGAAGAAUUUUGGUGAUCUUGUUGUCAUCAAUGAUGAUACGGAAAGAAAAUUUCUUUGGAGAUAUAUACUUAAAAAUGGAAAGGAAAGUGCAUAUUUCAUUGGAUUAACUUUAGGACUGGACAGAGAAUUUAGGUGGAUGGAUGGGUCUGUUAUGAACUAUGUAGCAUGGGCAAGCUAUGAACCCAACUUUGCAAAUAAUGAUGAGAACUGUGUUGUAAUGUACAAGAAUAUGGGCUUUUGGAAUGACAUAAACUGUGGCUAUCCCAAUCCAUAUAUUUGUGAAAGGAAAAACAGUUCUAUUAAUGCAACAUUUGCCCCAACUCCAGCUUCCCCACAAGGAGGAUGCCCUUCAGACUGGAUUACAUUUGGGAAAAGGUGCUACAAAAUAUUUGGCAAUGGAAAGGGUGAAGCGACAGACUGGGACUCGGCGCGCACAGCAUGCAUGAGAUUUAAUGGCAACCUUGCCACAGUGGAAAAUGAAUUAGUACAGGCUUUUCUCACCUACAAUUUAAAAGAUCUAAACAUCGAUGUCUGGAUUGGAAUGAAUGAUAAAAAUGAAGAGCACCGGUUUCUCUGGACUGAUCAAAGAGGCGUCUAUUAUACGAACUGGGCCAAGGGUCACCCAACAGGGAGUCGAUAUUACUCAGCUGAUGAUGAUACUGAUUGUGUUUCUAUAAAGCGUGGCUCUACUUUGGAUGCAGGAUCAUGGUUUGAGGAAGAGUGUUCCCUCAGCAGAGGAUACAUCUGUCAAACAGACAAAAACCCAGCUUUGCCUGCUUCUCCAACUAUAGCACCUUCAGUUAGAUUUUUCAAGUUUGGUAAUGAAACCUUUAAAAUCGUUAAUUCCAAAAUGUCAUGGGAUGAAGCGUGGCGUAAGUGUAAAUCAGAAGAUUCCGAACUUGUCAGCAUUACAGAUGAAUACACCAAUUCCUUCUUAAGGGUUUAUACGUCUAAAUACCGUGAACCUUUUUGGAUUGGCCUUAACAGCAACAAGACUGGUAACCAAUACAAAUGGACUGAUAACUGGAAACUUCGAUAUACCAAAUGGGCUGCAGAAGAACCUAAGAAGACCACUGCAUGUGUAUAUAUGGAUAUAGAUGGGCAGUGGAAGACAUCAUCAUGCACUGAAAAUUAUUUCUCAAUCUGCAAGCAGAGUGAUGCAAUUGCUCCCACUGAUCCACCUCAAAAGCCUGGAAAGUGUCCUCCAGAUUCAGAUGACAGGUCAUGGAUCCCCUUCCGAGGUCACUGCUAUUUAAUUCAAGUAUCUUACACCAAAAACUGGUAUCAGGCUUCUUUGGAAUGUCUUCGGUUUGGUGGUUCUUUAGCAUCCUUUGACGAUUCAUUGGAAUCAAACUUUGUAUGGCAUCAAAUUGAGAGACUGGAGGAUAGAGUCAAGUCAUUUUGGAUUGGAAUGUACCAGAAUGUGGAAAAUAAGUGGCUCUGGCUGGACAAUGCUCCUGUUGACUUUGUAAACUGGAACAUUGGGGAGCCUUCCGAUCACAAUGAUGAGCACUGUGUUGAAAUGUAUUCAUCGCAUGGAACCUGGAAUAACCUGUACUGCUCUUCUUAUAGAGGGUAUAUCUGUAAAAUCCAAAAAAUUCCUGAACCUACAGAAAAGACCCCAGAGAACCCAGAUAAAAUUAAAACAGAUGCACCCUCGCAGGGAAAGAUUGGCGGAAUUAUCAUUUUUGUCCUACUUGUUGGUGCCGGCUCAACCUAUGCUGUUUACUAUGUCUGCAAAAGACAGAAGAACAAACCACCAGAGGACAAUAGCUUUGACAAUAACUUGUAUUUUGAUGGGGACCGCGUACCUGCAACACAUGACACUAACAUUCUUGUGGAAAACAUUGAGCAAAAUGAACAUGCCAUCUCUUAGUAUCACUGAAUAAUGUGAUUUUUGGUAUGAAGGACAGUAAAUCUUUGCUGCAGUUUACAGGAUUAACAGAUGAAAAUGAAAAUAAGUUCAGCAACUAUGAUAACAUCAAGGUGUCUUUUCCACUUAGAUAGUAACUGUGGUCAAUUAUGGAAGAAGAAAUAUUAUGGGACAUAUACUUUGGAAUUCCAAGCUGUGUAUAAUGUGUUCAUGAGACUUUAAAAAAAAAAAAAAAAAAAAUACUACUGCAAUGAAAUGAAAUCCAUUACGAAUGAUGUUUGCAAGUAAGGCGUCUCAGCCAAUCACAGUGAUUCAUCUUUACCAAAAAACAUGGGCAGGCCCAAUUAUCUACUUACUCAUUUUCAUGCUUUUGGCGUUUUUUAAAAACCACUAAAAAACUCAUUUUCUCCAAAACCACUAAAAGUGAUGUAUUAAAACAGCCUUUUAAGCUUGACAGCUUUUAGAUGACAUAUUUUUACUUUUAGAUUUGUUACAGUUUUGAUGCAUAAUAAAAUUGUAAAUACAUCGUUUUUUUCCAUGAAAAAAAUCGAGUUUUAGAACAAAGAAAAGAAUUAUGUCAAAACAUAGGAACGUUAGUAAAUGCCCCCCUAGUCAACUGGUGAGAUUAUCCAGCAUUCAACAGUUUCUCUAUGAAGCAAUAUACUGCUUUAACAUCAGAUUUCACAGGAGGAAAUUAGGAGAAAGACAGAUAAAUCCCUGGGUUCAAUGCAUUUUGUUCCUUACCAAUAAAUGAAUCACCUAAACUAACAGUGUGCCCUGCAGCUCUACCUUGUAGGAGCACAUAAGGGUAACCAAAAGCAUUUAGUCAAUACCAUUCAUAGACAAUAAUCUCAGCCAAUAUAUUUAUGUUCCUAUUAUCUUAGGUGGCAAUUCAUUAUGUAUUUAUUCUUUAUGGAAAAUUCAGACAUCUUGGUGCUAUGAUGAAGUUAGAAAUUCCAUAAGUCACAGAAAGCCAAUCAAUUUGCUACCGAUUGAUUCCAUCUCUAGACUAAUAUGAGCAAAUAAAUGAAUGACAUUUAAUAGGGUUCUCUACUUUAUUCACUAGCGGCAAUACCUUUCAAUGAGUAUGGAGGAAUGGUCAAAAGGCUCACACACUUUAGAUUAAGUGGUAUAUACAGUUCCAUAAGGCAUACAGAACACUGUUUUUCAAAAACCACACACAGAAGACAUUUUGUGAGCUUUCACCCCAAAUUAGAGGGAAAAUAUGGAUGGUCCUUGGGGGUUUGGAAACCAACAGUUUAGAAUGAGUACAUUCCCCUUCCAGGUUUUUGACACAGAAGCUAUAACCGAGGCCUCAAAUGUAGUUAUCCGAGCUGAGUGGCUUUAUCUGAUUAUUCUAUAUUUCCAUCUGUUGUCAUAUUUUUCUUUACAAACAAAGCAAGUCGCCUCCCAGCCCUCCCUCUCUCUGUAUCAUACAUGUUAAGAGCAAAAGCCAUUAUCAGGUUAUUCUUUCAUUCAAAUAUGUAUAUAUAAUCUUUUCAGUGGCAGGUUGGUCUUUUGUCUGCUCUCCCAGGAAUCAGACAGUUAAACAGAGGGACGUUUUUACUGUGUUCUCUCUAAUCCGUUUUCAUGAUUAUCUCUUAUUGAUGAUGUCUUAAAUAAAAUGUUCUGUGUUCUUUUACAUUUA
Molecule: messenger RNA, 6207 nt
Organism: Xenopus tropicalis (tropical clawed frog)
Lineage: Eukaryota; Metazoa; Chordata; Amphibia; Anura; Pipidae
Gene: mrc1
Product: mannose receptor C-type 1
Exons: 30
Coding region: 210-4562 (1450 amino acids)
Cellular component (GO): membrane
Molecular function (GO): carbohydrate binding
Source: RefSeq, a predicted model, not a curated record